Molecule: messenger RNA, 1302 nt
Organism: Ustilago hordei
Lineage: Eukaryota; Fungi; Basidiomycota; Ustilaginomycetes; Ustilaginales; Ustilaginaceae
Exons: 2
Coding region: 1-1302 (433 amino acids)
Biological process (GO): resolution of meiotic recombination intermediates; double-strand break repair via homologous recombination
Cellular component (GO): nuclear body; RecQ family helicase-topoisomerase III complex
Source: RefSeq, a predicted model, not a curated record
AUGUCAAAGACAGAACAAGUACCUGCCGCGGUGAGGCGGCUCCUGUCCGCACGCUAUCCUACUCUUGAGGUCGAUCCCAGCUGGCUCAAGGCUUGCGUCAAAAGAUUACGUCAGCGAGACCCCGCCUUACAGACAGCCUCGCCCGAUCAACUGGCGCGCUCAGUGCGGCAAGAGCUUUUGGACACCGACCUUGCCAAGGUGGUGCCCCCUUCCUACAGCCGCCUCUCUCCUGACGCGCUACUCUCAGCCUCAGGUAAAGUUGGAGAUGCGGGACGCGGUGCAGUGCUGGCUCAGAUCGAGAGCAUGAUCGAUAUCGGUUACUCUGCUUCUUCACAGCUGGAGAUUGCGGAAGCGCGAAGAGAGGCUCGCCGAGCCAACAUCGACCCCAAUGACGUCCCAGCAGAGGUGAAAGCUGCACAAUCUUCCUCUGCGAUGGAUCAUAUGGCGGACUUCCAAGCUCAAGAGGAUGACAAAAUACAGGCGACCACCAUCUUCGCACGACGCAUGCUCAAAUUAGAACUCUCGGACGGAGGCAAGGACGACAACGUAUUUGCUAUCGAGUUGGAGCGAAUCCCUGGGCUCGACAUGAACGCCGCCAAGAUGGGAACGAAGCUACUUCUAAAAGGUGCUCUCAUCAAGGACAGCUACCUGCUAUUGACAUCCAAGACUGUAGCUGUCGAAGGUGGAUGGGUUCGAGAGAAGGACCAAGUCGCCGAGGACACGUUUAUCAACAAACUGCGAUCGCAGCUUGGCAAGCCUCCACUCGGCGACAAUGCCACUGGUCAUCCGGAUGGACCGAGUAACAAUGCAAUUCCAGAACCUUCGAGCAACGGAGCUGCUUCAGCCGAGCAGCGCGGGUUCAGUCCAGACGAUGAUGAAAGCGAGCUUCUUGCGGCGCUGGAAGCCGAGGAGGAGAUGAAGAUCAACGCACCCAUUCGUCCAGCCAGAACUACAGAGAAUGCAGCUGCGAAAGGAAGCACCGCAAACCACAAAGGCUCAGCCUCUCUAGCAGCAUCGCAAGCAAGUACAAGCAAGCGAAUGGACCUGGUCAUUCCCGAGCCAUUGUCGCAGGGCUCUGCAGGCAAGCUUCAUAGCCAACGUUCUAGCGGGGCGGAAAAGCUGAAGGCAACGCAGGAGGCAACGCAGGAGGAUCCCAUCUUAUUGCUCGAAAGCGACGACAACGAUGAGCUGUUCGCUGCCAUACCUGACAUCGUACUGGAUGAUGCAGGCUCUCGGCGCUCUGAGAAGGAAAGCAACUCACGCAAUGAUCCAAUCGUGAUCGAGUCUUCUCCCGAGCCGUAG